GGGAUUGCAGCGGUACUGGAUUUCUGGCCAACGUCUAGUUUGGGUCUAGGUUGGAACUGGGACAGUGGCGAUGAGGAAGGAAACCCCGCCUCCGCUGGUGCUCCCGGCGGCCCGUGAAUGGAAUCUUCCCCCUAAUGCGCCAGCUUGUAUGGAACGGCAGUUGGAGGCUGCGCGGUACCGGUCCGAUGGGUCCCUCCUGCUCGGGGCCUCCAGCCUGAGUGGCCGCUGCUGGGCCGGCUCCCUGUGGCUUUUCAAGGACCCUUGUUCCGCCCCCAACGAAGGCUUCUGUUCCGCCGGGGUCCAGACGGAGGCGGGAGUGGCUGAUCUUACUUGGGUAGGCGACAGAGGUAUCCUCGUGGCUUCCGAUUCAGGUGCUGUUGAAUUGUGGGAACUGGAUGAGAAUGAGACUCUCAUUGUCAGCAAGUUCUGCAAGUAUGAACACGAUGACAUUGUGUCUACAGUCAGUGUCCUGAGCUCUGGUACACAAGCAGUCAGUGGUAGCAAAGACUUCUGCAUUAAGGUUUGGGACCUUGCUCAGCAGACAGUACUGAACUCAUACCGAGCACAUUCAGGACAAGUCACCUGUGUUGCUGCUUCUCCUCACAAGGACUCUAUGUUUCUGUCUUGUGGUGAGGACAGUAGAAUUUUACUCUGGGAUACUCGCUGUUCCAAGCCAGCAUCACAGAUGGGCUGCAGUUCUUCUGGCUACCUUCCUACCUCCCUGGCUUGGCAUCCUCAGCAGAGUGAAGCUUUUGUCUUUGGUGAUGAGAAUGGGAACGUAUCCCUUGUGGACACCAAGAGCACUGGUUGUGCUCUCAGCUCAGUGGUGCACUCCCAGGGUGUCACUCGGCUGGUGUUCUCCCCACACAGUGUUCCCUUUCUGGCUUCUAUCAGUGAAGACUGCUCAGUUGCUGUGCUAGACUCAGGCCUUUCAGAGAUGUUUAGAAGCCGAGCCCAUAGAGACUUUGUGAGAGAUGCUACUUGGUCCCUGCUCAAUUACUCCCUUCUUACCACAGUAGGAUGGGACCAUCAAGUCAUCCACCAUACUAUGCCCAUUGAUCCUGUCCCAGCUCCUGAAUCUAACAGUGUUGCUGAAUAG
Messenger RNA from Elephantulus edwardii (Cape elephant shrew), 1099 nucleotides. It is a transcript of the gene WDR77, whose product is annotated as WD repeat domain 77. Bases 71 to 1099 code for a protein of 342 amino acids. Gene Ontology annotation, cellular component: methylosome. The transcript has 10 exons. NCBI's taxonomy places the organism in Eukaryota, Metazoa, Chordata, Mammalia, Macroscelidea, Macroscelididae. The record is from RefSeq and is a predicted model, not a curated record. Gene Ontology annotation, molecular function: protein binding. Gene Ontology annotation, biological process: oocyte axis specification.